AAACAUACAAUAACCACAAACAUGACCCUGCUAGCAUUGAAUGACUUCAAAGUCAUUUAGAAGGCAUUUAAUGCUUUAAAUGCCUUACAAGGCGAUUUGCAUGAACUUUCCGAAUUUUUUCACCGCAUCGAAAAUUUACUUGAUUUGCUUGAAAAUUUCAAGAAAAUUUAAGGUUAACGUUCUGUAGCUCUUCCUGUCAUGAAAUGGUUUCAAUCAGAAUCAUCCCACAUGAUUUUGUUUACAUUUUUGGAGCCAAACAAAACCAAGCAUUACAUUUGUUUUCUAAACGUUUUUUACUGUGUGGAUUAACUUGAGUCCAAAAAUGGAAUACUCGAAACGAAUAAGAAAAACUGGAAUGCUUUAUAGAGCACAGGCUACUGCAGCAAAGAAGAGAAAAUUAGAGGAAUCCAAGAAUUCUGCUCCAGUUGCAAGCAAAACAUCCGAAGACAUCCUACACGUUACUCCGAAUAAUGAUAAUCAAGAUAGAAUGGACAACCCAGCCAUAAACAUGGUAAAUGAGGAAGUAAAUGUGUAUGAGGAGGAUGCAAUCGAGGGAGAAUCAGAGGAUGAAACGGGCGAAGAACCCGACUUUGAAAAUAUGAGCAUGAGUGAUUGCCUUAAAUUUUGGGCCUUGUCAACAAACGCUCCACAUGCAUCAAUUAACAUGCUGUUAAAGAUUUUUAAUCUGAAGACAGCAUACGGCUUACCAAAAGAUGCGAGAACUUUCCUAAACACCUGCAAAUAUCGCCCAGAAAUAACUAACGUGAAGGAUGGAAAGUUUUGGUACAGAGGAGUUGAGGAAAGCAUGACCACUCACCUACGCUUUACGAAAGUUCAUGGUUCCGAACUGUCAUUGAACAUUUUUGUAGAUGGGCUGCCAUUACACAAAAGCAGUAGUUCGCAGUUUUGGCCCAUUCUGGCGAAUAUUCAUGAAAUGCCCCACAUUUCCCCUUUUAUUGUCGGAAUAUUCCACGGAACGUCGAAGCCAGACAGUUUAAAUGACUAUCUAACGCAGUUAGUUGAAGAACUGAAUGAUUUAAUGAAUCGAGGCAUUAUAUUAAACAACAAAAAGUAUGACAUAAUAGUGAGAGCUAUUAUAGCCGAUUCGCCAGCAAGGUCAUUCAUCAAAGGUGUAGCAUAUUUCAAUUCAAAAUUUGCAUGUUUGAAAUGCACAUGUGAAGGAGAGUUUAACGAAGAGGGAAAAACAACAAUAUUCAAAGGCAUUAACGCUCCAAAAAGAACUGACGAGCACUUUCGCGGUAGCGUGUACGCGGGCCAUACCAAGCAAAUAACACCUUUACUUGAUUUAAAUAACUUUGAUAUCAUAAAAAAACAUCAUAAUAGCAGAGUCUCUCCAUUUGAUAGAUUUUGGAAUUACUCGUAGAUUACUUUUAGGCUGGAGGGACGGAACUUUAGGCUAUGCAACAAAGUGGUCAGCAGCACAAAUUGAGGAAAUUUCCCUGUUGUUAAAAAAUGUUAAACUUCCCUGUGAGUUCAAUAGAAGAACACGCGGUUUAGAGGAUUUAAAGCAUUGGAAGGCAUUAGAGUACAGCCACUUUCUGCACUAUAUAAGUAUGGCUAUAUUACCCAAUAGGUUGCCAGAAGCUUAUUUUGAACACUUCAAAUUAUUUUUUUGUGCUGUAAUGCUGCUCUCUUCUAGAUAUUUUGAAUCAAAUUGGGCUCUUGCCGGAGAAAUGCUGAAUCAGUUUGUUUUAGGCUUUGGAUCUUUGUAUGGAGAGAGAUAUAUGACAAGCAAUGUACAUAAUUUACAACACGUUUAUGAUGAUGUUUAUUUUUUAGGACCAUUGCCCUCUUUGUCGGCUUAUCCAUUUGAAAACGAGCUACAAAUUAUAAAAAAUAUGCUUAGAUCAGGAAACAAUGAGCUAAUACAGGUUAUUAAAAGGCUCUCAGAAUUGGAAAGCUUUCACAUUAACACUCGUGCUAGAACAUGUAACGCAAGCAAACCUAUGCUAGAAGUUAAACCAAAUGGAAAUGUGGUUCUCCGUAUGGAUAAUUUUAUUCUUCGGAAUGAUGAGGUAAAUUCGUUUUUCUUAACUAAAGCUAAUUGCAUCGUUCAAUUUUGUAACGCAAUUCAGGAUCAACACGGUAUCCAUGUAUUUGGAAGAAACUUUACAAAACAAGUUGAUCAUUUCGAAUCACCCUUUCCAUCAAGAGUGCUACACAUUUAUCAAGCCUCAAUGAACGAUAGAAUAUCUGAUGCUGUGAAAUUUGACCUUGAUAGCAUCAAAUGUAAAUUAGUAAGCAUAAAACUGGGAAUUAAUCAACCUUUUUUAUUCAUCCCUUUAAUCCAUACGCUUAAGAAAUAAUAUUAAUCUACACAUAUUUACAAUAUCAUUAGUAGAUAUUAAUAAAUUCUAUGUGAUUUUUUACUA
This is a messenger RNA of Anopheles gambiae (African malaria mosquito), 2393 nucleotides long. RefSeq lists its product as uncharacterized. Lineage: Eukaryota; Metazoa; Arthropoda; Insecta; Diptera; Culicidae. Bases 323 to 1384 code for a protein of 353 amino acids. The transcript is spliced from 4 exons. The record is from RefSeq and is a predicted model, not a curated record.